UUAAAUUCAAAUGGAACAUAAAAAAUGUCAAACAAAAUAGUUUACCGGACUUUGUAUGAUCUAUUACAAGAAAGUUUGGAUCAUUUUAUGAACAAUGACUCACAAACUUCAGCAACUUUGCGACAAUAUCUCAGGAGGAUUGAAGAAAAUCUGACGCACAUUGAACCAAUCGCAAAAGAUUUGAUGUACAUAAACAUAAAGCAAGCGCAUGGAAAACCUUAAAGUCAGCGUUAAACUCGGGUCGUUAUGUAUUGUCACCUGAAUUAAGAGGUGAAAAGUUGGAGCAACUUUAUAAUAGUGCUGAUGUUGAGUUUUUUAAGAAUUUCUGGUCUUUGCCCGAACAAGGCUUAAUAAAGGCCAUCCCUAACUUUGUGGGAGAAUCAGUUCAAGUGAAUCGUGAGUUCAAAAUCCCUCCGUCUUCCUUCACUCUUCCGGAUGCAAGAGAUCCAAACAAGGACAUCCCAAUAAGUCGGAUCUCACCCUUAGGUCCAGCAAAACCUGUAAAAGCUCGGCUUAUAUCUGCAGUGUAUAGAGAGGGUCAGAAUUCAAGUGAAUCUCCCAGCUCACCUGAUACUGGGUUUGAUAAAUCAAAAGUUGGUUUCAAACGUGCGAAAACUCACCCGAGAUCCAAAAAUCUUAUCUUCUUCUGCCAUGGUGGUGGAUUCAUUGCUCUUACAUCGAAAUCUUAUGAGAUGAUACUCAGACAGUGGUCAAAAAGUUUGGAUUGUCCAAUCUUUAGUGUUGACUAUAGUCUCGCCCCAGAAGCCCCAUUUCCUGAAGCAUUUGAGGAAUGUUUCUUUGCUUAUGCAUGGGCACUGAAUAACGCAGAAUUACUUGGAACAACUGCAGAAAACAUUGUGUUUGCUGGAGAUUCUGCUGGUGGUAACUUGGUUUUGUCUGUUGCUAUGAGAGCAGCACAGUAUGGUAUACGUGUACCAAACACAGUGGUUGCCAUGUACCCAGCCUGUAUUGUACGUUACUCUGCUUCACCGGCUAGACUUAUGUCGGUGAUGGACCCUUUGCUACCCCUUGGAAUUUUAUCUGGUUGCCUGGGUGCUUAUUCCGGGGUUAAAAUCGAGAAAAUCAAACGUUCAGAGAGCUCAAAAGGUUCGCUAUCAACUCCUGAACGCCCUAUGUCCCCGUCUAGCAAACCUGUGAAUGUUUCUCUUUUAUCCAAUUUUGUAAAGGACGUAGGUGCUGGUUUUGCCAAAAUAGCAAACAGUGCUUCCAGUUCAAAUAUCGAAAAGACAUGGUGGGAUGAUGAGUUUGAAAUUAUCGAUAUAGAAGGCAACACUUCUCCUAAAAAUGGAGAGCAACCUCCUUUAAUUGAUCUGGAUAGUGAGGUUGAAAUGUUGACUAUGAAUAACAAUUCAGAUAAACAAAAUGGUCCAGAACUUGCUUCUCCAGCUUCUUGUUCGUCAGCCCAGUCUCCUAGUUUAGAUUUCCAUCUAAAGUUGCCCCAAAACUUCCAACCACUAAAGAGCAAGUUUGCUGGCGAUUCCUUCAAAAUGCACAGGUCACCAUUGGUGAAGAAUGCUUACAUAUCUCCAGCAUUAGCUCCUGAUGAAUUGCUCAGGGGAUUGCCAUAUACUGAUAUUGUGGGUUGUGAGUUUGAUCCACUGUUUGAUGAUUCAGUUAUGUUGGCAAAAAGAUUGCAGAAUAUUGGGCACGAUUAUCAACUCCAUGUCUUCAAAGGGCUACCUCAUGGCUUUCUUAAUUUUCAGCUUUGUAAGGAAGCUAAAACUGCUGCAACGGAAUGCCUUGAAUUGAUAAAGAAAGGUCUUGAAAGAAGAUGAUAUAGCAUGUUUGGUUUUAAAGUUCAUGUUUAAAAUGUACCAAACGUAUAAUUAACUGUUCUUGCAGUUCACUUAUAUAUUACUAUAUGUUAUAGCUUUUGUUCAAAGCUUACUAUGUUGUUUGCACAGAACUUGUUUGUUUUUAACUUCCAUACACUUUGUCUUCACACAGUUUAAUUCUUGUUGCGUAUUGUUGCCUUUUUAAUUUUCCAAAAUCUUGUUAAAUUAUUUUUAAUAUGUAUUUAAUCUUUCAUUGUGUUAUGCAUGGCAGUGAGGUAGCAACAAAUUUAAAAAGUGCACUUUUAUUUGCUUUGCCUUAUGUUUAUCGCUUGAGUUUUAAAAGUUUAAAUGAUGAUUAAAAUUCGGGUCAUUAA
Molecule: messenger RNA, 2170 nt
Organism: Ciona intestinalis (vase tunicate)
Lineage: Eukaryota; Metazoa; Chordata; Ascidiacea; Phlebobranchia; Cionidae
Source: RefSeq, a predicted model, not a curated record